This is a messenger RNA of Ipomoea nil (Japanese morning glory), 1485 nucleotides long. RefSeq names its product dnaJ homolog subfamily B member 1-like. The coding region runs from base 254 to 1198 and encodes 314 amino acids. Gene Ontology annotation, cellular component: cytosol. The record is from RefSeq and is a predicted model, not a curated record. Gene Ontology annotation, molecular function: protein-folding chaperone binding. NCBI's taxonomy places the organism in Eukaryota, Viridiplantae, Streptophyta, Magnoliopsida, Solanales, Convolvulaceae. The transcript has 2 exons.
CACCUACCCGUUAUCAUAAUUUCUUCCAAAAUAAAAAAUCUCCACCCUUCCGCGUUUCUUAGCCGUAACAUCCGCCAUUCGCGUUGACGUCCGGUUUACUCACCGGAAUUUCUCCCGCCAUCCUCCAUCUUGAUAAGCCCAUCUAGAACCUUCUCGAAUUCCAUUUUUUUCCGAUUCAUAUAGCCACGAAGUGACGAAGGCAAAUUGUGUUUGAUCGCUUUGAGUAUUGGAUCGUCAGAACUGGGAAGGGAAAAUGGGUGUUGAUUACUAUAACAUACUGAAAGUGUCGAAGAACGCGACCGAUGAAGAUUUGAAGAGAUCGUACAAGCGGCUGGCGAUGAAGUGGCAUCCGGAUAAGAACGGGGAGAACAAGAAGGAGGCGGAGGCCAAGUUCAAGCAGAUAUCCGAGGCCUAUGACGUGCUCAGCAACGCUCACAAGCGCCAGAUCUAUGAUUUGUACGGCGAGGAGGCGCUCAAGUCCGGCCAAUUCGAUCAGGCGUCGCCGACUUGUGGUGGCGCCGGAGGGAAUAGCUUUAGGUAUAAAUGGCGCGACGCCGAUGACAUAUUCGCCGAGUUUUUCGGUCUAUCGAAGGGAGGAUUUAAGGACAGUCCUGUUGUUGCCGGUGGAGACAGAGGAACGCCGCGGAAGGCGGCGCCGGUGGAAAACAUGCUGCCAUGUAGCUUGGAGGAGCUGUAUAAAGGAUCCAAGAGGAAGAUGCAGAUUUCAAGGAUCGUUCUCGAUGACACGGGUAAGCCUGUGACUGUUGAGGAGGUGUUGGCAAUACAUAUUAAACCUGGUUGGAAGAAGGGCACUAAGAUUACUUUUCCUGAGAAAGGGGAUUAUGAACCCGGUGCUGCCCCAGGAGACCUUGUUUUCGUUGUAGAGGAAAAACCUCAUCCCGUGUUCAGAAGGGAUGGCAAUGAUCUUGUUGUUCAUAAAAAAAUUUCCUUACUCGAUGCUCUUACAGGGAGUACAAUCAGCCUGACAACAUUGGAUGGUAGAGAGCUAACAAUACCAGUAACCGACGUCAUCAAGCCAGGGAAUGAGCAAGUAAUCCCAAACGAAGGAAUGCCGAUAUCAAAAGAACCAGGUAAGAAAGGAAAUUUAAGGAUCAAAUUUGAGAUCAAAUUCCCUUCGCGGCUUAGUUCAGAUCAGAAAUCUGAACUGAGGAGGGUACUGGGUAGACCAGUUGAAUAAGCCAAAAGGCUUUAGCUCGGGUUAUUGCUAACACAAAUAGGGGAAGGGGAAUGUAAAUACAUGACAUUUACGAUAGAGAAGAUAAUUGUGCAUACUAGGAACAUAGUAUGAAGGAUUCCUUAAGAAAUUUCAUUACUCUUUAGUGUAGUAAGAGGCUCCUAUUUAGCUUGCUACUGUUGCUGAUACUAUAUUUAAUCAUCGUGUUGCUUGUUGAACCUGUAAAUUUUAAUGUAUUGUAGUUUUGGUGAGAGAUGAAAUGUAUUUUUCCGAGUGUGAACAUUUUGUUA